This is a messenger RNA of Pelmatolapia mariae (spotted tilapia), 3671 nucleotides long. RefSeq names its product cholesterol 24-hydroxylase-like. The coding region runs from base 111 to 1637 and encodes 508 amino acids. The record is from RefSeq and is a predicted model, not a curated record. The transcript is spliced from 15 exons. NCBI's taxonomy places the organism in Eukaryota, Metazoa, Chordata, Actinopteri, Cichliformes, Cichlidae. Gene Ontology annotation, molecular function: cholesterol 24-hydroxylase activity; iron ion binding; heme binding. Gene Ontology annotation, biological process: cholesterol catabolic process.
UGUUUGUGAGAAGAACGAAGAAGAAACAAGUGCGUUUUCUUUCAGGCUGGGGCUGCCUAACUGAAAGAACAGCAAUUUUUAACCCAGACAUCUAUCAGACAUUUUUCAGGAUGGCAGUUUUCAGCGUAUUUAUGACUUUAGCAACUCCAGCACUUACAUUUUUCUUCUUUCUGCUUAUCGUUGCAUUUCUUGCAUACUGCUUGUAUGUUAGACACAUUCAUAUGAAAUAUGACCACAUACCCGGCCCACCGAGGGACAGUUUUCUUCUGGGACACUCACCGUCGUUUUUGAGGAUAAUGAAAAAUGGCGGAGUUGUACACGACAAAUUUCUGGAGUGGGCCGAGAAGUAUGGGCCUGUCUACAGGAUAAAUGGUCUUCAUUACGUUGUAGUGUGCGUGUCCAGUCCAGAGGCAACAAAGGAAGUCCUGAUGUCCCCAAAGUACCCCAAAGAUAAAUUUGUUUACAAAAAACUCUUCAGCCUAUUUGGUCAAAGGUUCUUAGGCAAUGGCCUGGUAACAGCACGGGAUCAUGAGAAGUGGUACAAACAGCGCCGGAUCAUGGACCCUGCGUUCAGCAGCGUGUAUCUGAGAGGUCUAAUGGGAACCUUCAAUGAGAGGGCAGAGAAACUGAUGGAUAAACUUGCAGAGUUUGCUGACAGUAAAACAGAAGCUAAUAUGCUCCAUCUUGUCAACUGUGUCACCCUGGAUGUUAUUACUAAGGUUGCCUUUGGGGUGGACUUGGACCUCUUGAAGAAUAGUUCACCUUUCCCUAAAGCCAUUGAGACAUGUCUGAAAGGAAUGGUUUACUACCUUAGAGACAGAUUUUUUCAGUACAACCCAAAGAACAGACGAUACAUUAAUGAGGUGAGGGAAGCGUGCCGCCUGCUCCGUACAACUGGAGCUCAGUGGAUCGAUGAGAGGAAGACCGCCAUUCAAAACGGUGACGAGGUCCCCAAAGACAUCCUGACACAAAUCAUCAAAACUGCAAGCCAAGAGGACAGCAUGACUGAAGAAGAUGAGGAGUUUAUGCUGGAUAAUUUUGUGACAUUCUUCAUUGCCGGCCAAGAAACAACAGCCAAUCAGCUGGCUUUUUGCAUUAUGGAACUUGGAAGACAUCCUGAUAUACUGGAGAAAGUGAAGAAAGAAGUGGACGAUGUUAUUGGGAUGAAACAUGAAAUAAGCUACGAUGACCUGGGCAAGUUGGUCUACCUGUCACAGGUGUUAAAAGAGACUCUGAGAAUGUACCCCACAGCUCCGGGCACAUCUCGUCAUAUUGCUGAAGACAUGGUCAUUGAUGGUAUCCACAUACCUGGAGGAAUCAAUGCUCUAUUCAACUCCUAUGUGAGUGGGAGACUGGACAAAUUCUUCGAGGAUCCACUGAGAUUUGAUCCAGACAGAUUUCACCCAGAUGCUUCCAAGCCUUAUUACUGCUACUACCCUUUUUCCCUCGGUCCUCGUUCGUGCCUGGGAAAGAACUUUGCUCAGAUGGAGGCUAAAGUGGUGAUGGCCAAACUGCUCCAGAGGUUUGACUUCACUCUUGUCCCGGGACAGACCUUUGACAUCCUGGAUGCUGGCACACUCAGACCAAAGAGUGGAGUGUUGUGCACUUUGAGUCACAGGGACUACAAAAAUAAAUGAUCUCAAAGUACAUCACAUUGGAACAGGUCAUAGGUAUCUAUAUGGUGGGGCAGAGUUUUUACUCUUGUCUGAAAACUGAUUUUUUAAAGAAAACCUUGUAAUGAAAAUAGUCUCAUGUAUGAUCGUAAUACACGCAAUAUAUUCAUGUGAAAUGCUUAUAACUAUUUUUAUGUCUUCACUGGAAUAAUCUAUUAUUAUUAUGGAAACAUUUUUGAGGAAGCUGGGAUCAAUACCAUUUGCUACUGUAUGUAUGUACACACAUAUACACACACAUAUAAAUAUACACAGACACAUACUGUGCAAAGCUAAUUUCUUUUAUUUUGCUUAGAACAUAGGAACCAAGUACACUGAAUCUUAGGCACCUUUCUUGUCAUUUCUUUUCUGUUAGUAACAAUUUUCCUAAAUAUAAAAGACACUUUCAAAGUUGUCUGUUAUGUGUAGACACAUCACUGAUUCAUCACUUGAGUUAGGUGCCUAUUGUAUGCUUGAAUGAUUAAUACCACUUUAAAUAAUUAAAGGAAAAUCUGGCUCCUUGUAAGCAAAAUGUAGAGAAAACUGCAAAAUGUAUUGCAGUUACUUUUUUUAUAGCCAGUGAGUCACAGAACUGCCUGUAGCACUCAUUUAAGCAUAACUUUUGUGUAAAUGAAAUAAAACUGAAAUACAAUGUCUGUUUUGAGGAGUUGCCCCCUUUCUCUCCCUCAGACAAACUGUACACAGUAAUAACAAACUGUUAUUAGAGAGUGAAAUCUCAGAGGCACACAUCCUAUGUGCCAUUUUUCUUAACGGUUUAGUUUUCCACAAGAAGUUCCUACUAAUGUUUCAGAAUAAGAGUCCGGUUAAGAAACGCUCUAUUAUUGUCUAGUGAACGCUUUUAAUUUGAAACAAAUCCAGAAAGUUUGCAUAAACAGCGUAAUGUACGAAAUUUCACAGCGGGAGAGGCUCAGAAGUCGUGAUGAAAGACUGGUGGAUGAUGAGUUUAUUGGCUGUCAAACGAAAAGUGAAGCGGUCAGACAUCUUCAUCUGCUGAGAUAAAUAAACGCCGCGCACUAUAAGAUGAAAUGAAUGCAUUUUAUUUGCUUUUAUCUUGUUUCUUGUGUUGUUGAUGAAGAAUACUGAAUAUAAUGUUAAUAUGAACAAAGCAGAGUGUUCCAGGACUCUGAACUCUUAACCUUAAGUUAUUAAUAAACCUGCAGGUGUCGACAACUUUUAAGGUGGAAUGCAUUUUUUUCCAACAGUGUCUUUAUUUAUUUUGAACAUAGCACUGUACACAUCUACGAAGCGUAACAAAACAAGUAGCUAAACUUACAUAAACUACAAGCUACGUCCUGCCUUUAUACACAUAACACCAUAUAGGAAAGGACGAGAAAAAAACAGCAACAACAAAACAACAAAAACAACACACAAAAGCAAAACAAACAAACAAGAAAAAAAAAAAGGGGGGGGGGGCGGAAUAACUGUGUGCAUCUCCCACCAUAAAUUAUGCACACUCACAGGUAUACGUUGUAUGUAAAUUAGAAAGUAGUUGUUCAAUGUCAAGCAAUAAACAUAUUCCCAAAUGGACUGCAGAGGGCCACAUAUGAAUCCUCCUCAAGAAUUUCCACCAAAUGGGGCAAGUCUUUAUUAGCAAGGAAGUUUUUGAAGGGGCCCCAGAUGCUAUCAAAGCAUCGUUGCUUACCCCUGAAUGCGUAGGUGAUCUUUUCUAAGGGCAGAGUAGAUGUUAAAUCCAUUUACUUCUUGUGCCCUGGCGCAAGCCCUCUCCCACUCUUCAAUGGAGAUGUAAGUCCUCUCUCCAGGACUCAAGCUUCUUUACGGACGUUUCUGUAGAGGCGGCAAGGUGGAAUGCAUUUUAUUUCCAAAAGAUGAUGCUUAGAGGCAGAUUUACCAAAUGUGUGCGCCAGCGCAAAGCCCUCUAUUAGCCUGAAAUUCAGCUUCAAUAAGAUGCCUUUCUCUUCCCAAAAUAUUGCGCUCUGAAAGGGCAACUUCUGCAAACACAUAUGAAAUAAUGCGAGCCGAAAAAAUACCCGGGUCCACUCC